Molecule: messenger RNA, 1433 nt
Organism: Beta vulgaris subsp. vulgaris (sugar beet)
Lineage: Eukaryota; Viridiplantae; Streptophyta; Magnoliopsida; Caryophyllales; Amaranthaceae
Product: heterogeneous nuclear ribonucleoprotein 1
Exons: 6
Coding region: 128-1171 (347 amino acids)
Biological process (GO): regulation of gene expression
Cellular component (GO): nucleoplasm
Molecular function (GO): RNA binding
Source: RefSeq, a predicted model, not a curated record
CCAAUCCUGAAGGUUUAAUACCUCUCUCAUCUCUCCCCGCCUUUUCCCCUCUUUCUUUCAUAUCGAAACCCUAAAAUUUUCGGAACCCUUCAAUUUCAAUCAAUUCAGCUUCCACUUUCCGCCAUUAAUGGCUUCCAAAUCUAAGGGCGAUGGUCCUCAUGGCGAUGGCGCUAGUCCAGGGAAGAUAUUCAUCGGUGGGCUUCCUAAAGAUACCACCAGCACUAUAUUUCUCAAGCAUUUUGGGAAGUAUGGUGAGAUAACAGACUCGGUUAUCAUGAAGGAUCGUUACAGUGGGCAGCCGAGGGGUUUUGGGUUCAUCACUUAUGCUGAUCCCUCAGUUGUUGACAAAGUUAUGGAGGAUUCUCACGUCAUAAAUGGGAAACAGGUUGAGAUUAAGCGUACUAUACCCAAAGGUGCUGCUCAAUCAAAGGAUUUCAAGACGAAGAAGAUAUUUGUUGGUGGCAUCCCUUCUAGUGUCUCGGAAGAGGAAUUCCGGGGUUUUUUCUCCCAGUUUGGGACAGUGGCAGAACACCAGAUUAUACGUGAUCACGAGACCAAUCGUUCUCGCGGGUUUGGAUUUAUUGUAUUUGACAGUGAAGAAGUGGUCGAUGAGAUACUAACCAAGGGCAAUAUGAUUGACAUGGAGGGUACUCAGGUGGAGAUCAAGAAGGCUGAACCAAAGAAACCCUCAAACCAUCCUGUAGCUCCUAGUUAUGGUAGCAACACUAGGAACCGUUCUUAUGGGGAUGGUUAUGCAGGUUACGGAGGCUCCUAUGGGGGUUUUGAUGGUGGGUAUGGCGCAGGUAAUAACUAUAGGAUGUCUGGAGGUGUUCCUGGUAGACUUGGGUAUGGAGGCUAUGGUAGUGGAGGGGAAUACGGUAGAGGUUAUGGUUCUUUUGGCAGUGGUAGUUUAGGGGCUUAUGGAGGAGAGUCAUCCCUUGGGUACUCUAGCAGAUUUGGUCCUUAUGGUGCAGGAUUUAGUGGUGCUUACUCUGGUGGUGGCAGCUUAAGUGGAUAUGGCGGAAGUGAAGGUUAUGGUAGCUAUGGAGCUUCAGGUUAUGGCAGCAGUUAUGAUUCCGGCGCUAAUGCUGGUUAUGGUGGAGCUAGUGGGUUCUAUGGUAAGGGAGGCUAUAGUGGUGGCAAUAGUCGGUAUCAUCCUUAUUCACGGUAGAUUAUCAGAGUUCUUAAGUUCGUGAUAGGAGCUGUCUUGCCUAUUAUGUCUGUGGGCUGAUAUGUACUUCCCGACGAGAAUUAGAGAUUGCUUCCUCAAGUGCUAAAGGCAUUAGAAGAUCAAAAACUGCUUUCAUUAAUGUCUUUAUUAUUGUGGUUUAGACAACUAUGUAGUAUGGAUUAAAGAAUUUGGUGUCAAUCUUGUUCGAGUAUCAGUUUCUUAUCUGGAUUUUUUGAUGCUAGACGGAGUUUAUUUUACUUUA